AUGUCUGAAUUUAUUCGUGAAAUUAAUCGGCACUGUGCUCCGUACGAUGGCGACAUUAUUCACGCAUUGAAAUCAAAUUGUUCAAGACUGGUUAAACAUUUAGAGCAACCAGGAAAAGAAAAUAUCGACGAAGAAGAAGAGCCAUUUGCCGUAUUGGAGCAUCUUAUUAUGAAACGUUACAAACACUCUAAAAAGUUAUUGUUAAACCAGGAAACCGUCGAUGCCUAUCCGAUGAUACAAAUACAAACAAUAAAGGGUAUUAAAAAUUAUUCGAUCGUCAUUAAAUACGACACUUUGAUUACAACGAAUUCACAAUCUGAAGCUCUGGCUGUUUUGAUUGGUUCAUAUGAGAUAUUCGAUAUCGAAUACCAGGCAAAAGUACGGACCACAUUGGAAGUGUUAAAUGGUUUAUCAUUUAAAAAACGAUUAUUUUCAUUAUCAUUAGCUGCCAAACGAGAAAAAUUCAAUUCCACAAACAACACGGGUAUAUCACCAUUAUUCAUCUAUUCCUCUCCAUUUCGGAGUUCAGCCGUAAAGCUGAAUGCCAAUGAACGACUUGAUAAUAUUGAACACACUCUGAACAGUGUUGUUGACGCUGUGCACGGUUUUGCAUCACAACUGCAUGAUUUAUUUGGACAAAUAAAAGGAGUAGAAAAAUUAUUGAAAAUAGUCAAUGUUAAUACAGCUGUGCAUAAACAAUCAAUAAAUGUUUCACCACUACGUUCCCAUGCAUCAUCUACAUCGCUUACACCAUCAUCUCAACGAAAAUUGGUGAGAAAAAAUAUUCAAAUAGAAACCUCAAACGUUGAAACAACAUUACAAAUAACAGACUGUGAAAAUGCAUCGAUUCAAUGUCGUUCAUCAUCAUUUUAUAUUCUUACACCAAUUCGUCCACUUAUACAACUAAAUUGUUCAGAUUUAUUAUAUGCUCCUUAUAAUACAUCUUAUAUUAAACUACCAGAACAUAUGAAAAAAACAGGUUUAUCGAGAGCAGUUUGA
Molecule: messenger RNA, 999 nt
Organism: Didymodactylos carnosus
Lineage: Eukaryota; Metazoa; Rotifera; Eurotatoria; Philodinida; Philodinidae
Source: the annotation of a GenBank genome assembly